Messenger RNA from Carassius carassius (crucian carp), 1895 nucleotides. RefSeq lists its product as uncharacterized. NCBI's taxonomy places the organism in Eukaryota, Metazoa, Chordata, Actinopteri, Cypriniformes, Cyprinidae. The record is from RefSeq and is a predicted model, not a curated record. The transcript has 3 exons. The coding region runs from base 103 to 1344 and encodes 413 amino acids.
CAGGCAUCGGUCAGCCCGGCACACAACAGAUACUCUGGAAAGCUCCGAUCAUUUGCAAGCACUGUGGGCAGCGUCAGUAGCAUCAAUAAGUCUCUGUCGUACAUGGAUCUGAGAGGCACUUUACGGGAACCCGAGACCAACAGCUCCUUCAUUGGGUCUACAGAGAACCAUGGGAGCUCGUCCCCUUCCAGACGGAGAUAUGACAGUCCUGCUGUUAGGAAAACCGAAACAAAAAGCCCUUCCUAUGAGCAUGGUCAUGACAGACAGGGUUUCUCUUCCUCCUCCUUGAAGAGCCGCUAUGAUUCCAGAAGCCAGUCCCAUGUGGGGAGGCAGGAGACAAAUGUCUCAUCAAAUCAGACUCAAGAGAGUCGACGAAGUGCGUCUCCAGUCAGAAAGGGCUAUGGAGCACCAAACCAAUCAGAUAGAAAAUCCAUGUCUAAUGGAUGGAGUGAUGAUAGAAUAAAACCCUCCCCAUGUACAAGAAGCUAUGAAAUGCAAAGCCAAGCCACAGUGAAGAAACCAGAGGCCAGGAGCUCCCUUCACAGCUAUAGCCGAGACAGCCGACACUCUUCCCCAAGUAGAGGACCUCACCAAAACCCUGGUCCGUCAUCCCUUCAUAAGUCCAAAACAAGCCCGUCCUUAUACAACCGUGGUCCCGAGAGCUGCAGUCCCUCCCCCUUAGCUCAGAGCCAAUCUCCUCCUCGCAAGUCAGAGAGUGGGCGGAGCCCCACUGUUUCCACAUUGAUGCGUGAGAUCACAGACCACGCCCCUCUGAGGAACACUGUGAGUGACAGAACUGGCUCCACCUCUUAUGUAAGAAAAACCCUGAGUAGCCAAUCCCAGCAUGAUUCAAACCCUUCAUCAGGCCGCUGGAGAGGCUCCUCCCACUCCCUCCACAGCCAAUCAGUCUCACUUAUCUCCUCCCCAUCACACCACAGCAGAGAAGAGAAACAAAUCAGCUCUUUUACCAGAUCUGCCUCUGAUGCCAGGGAAACACCUCAAGACAGAAACAAGGGGAGCAGCAUAAGACAGAACCCAGAGGUACAAAGCUCCAUGUCCAACCACCGACGAGCACAGAGACCACACAGAAGCCCCUCCCCUCCGGUCCAAAGAAACACCUCCUCUCACAGCACUGUGGACUCUGAGUCAGGUCAUCUCUCAGCCGGGUCAUUGGGUCUCGACCGGGAUGAAGAUUCCAUGUUGACUGACCUGCCCAAGGUCCAAACGGUCUUCCAGAGGGAGGAUCCGAGCCACCUGAGGAAGACUGAGAGCAGACAGAAACAAGAACUUCCCCGCUACAAACCGGCAAGUCACUCCCAGAGCAAAGCUCUUCACUGGGAAUGAGACGAACCAGAGGAUGGAAGAGACAGUGGUUCACUAUCAAGGGCUCACUCGUCCAGCUCCCUACACACACAGAGAGCCAGCAGUCAGACUUGGUCCAGCAGAUCAUCAGGACUGAAGCAGGUGAUGUAAUGCCUCUGUCUGCCUGUGGAGGCGCUGUGGGCUCAGUGUGGCUCACUGCAGCGAGGAGCAGACUGAUGAAGAACCAACACAACAGGCACAUCAUGACCACAUGACACUCACCUUUAAACACAUCGUUCACUCACAGUUAAAUCUCUCGACUACAUGUUCUUACCACAUUGAUGUACCAAACCAUGACUUUCUUUCUUCCACAGAGCACAAAAGGAGAUUGUAGGCAGAAUGACAGCUAUAGGAAUGAGUAUCAUUCCUCACAUAAAAACAUCAAACUUAAAGUGCAUUAUUAAUCAAUCAUUUUAUUAACUUAGCAAGAAAUUUGAUGCAUCAAAUAAGUUUCUAAGUAGAAAAUUAGUCGUAAUAUUAGUGAAUAAUUGUGUAGGACUGAACUAUUUCUCCUUGCAGACAGCGUUCGCUCA